Messenger RNA from Cercospora beticola, 1404 nucleotides. It is a transcript of the gene SYF2, whose product is annotated as Syf2p. The record is from RefSeq and is a predicted model, not a curated record. Gene Ontology annotation, cellular component: Prp19 complex; post-mRNA release spliceosomal complex; catalytic step 2 spliceosome. Lineage: Eukaryota; Fungi; Ascomycota; Dothideomycetes; Mycosphaerellales; Mycosphaerellaceae.
UCACAUCGCACUGCACACACAAUAUGCCUGUCACACGGAAACGAAAAGGCUCGCCAGCCCUCGAGGAAGAUGCCGAGUCAUCGAAGCGCAGAUUCGCCGAGGCCAACGUGCCCGACCAGCAGCUGGAAUCAGAGUUGAAGGAGGAUGUAGCAGAAGCGGCUGCAAAGGACGACACAGCAACGACGCCGGCAGAGGCAGCCACAGCGCCUUCAGCAGCCGAUGAGAGAGCAGCGCGAUUUGCGGCACUGCGCGCCAGAAAUGCGGCCAGUCGCAAAUCGAAUUUGCAGGAGACGAAGCAGGAAAUGCAGAGAGCGUCCGUGGACCCAUCGCAGUUGACCUCCAUAAACCGGAAGAAAGAUGUCGCAUCGCAUAAACUGCUGAAAGCCGAGAUCGAAGAAAGUGGCGAAGACUUUGAAAGGAAGCGAGCGUGGGAUUGGACGAUUGAAGAGUCAGAGCGAUGGGACGAGCGACUAGCUGAAAAGGCACGAAAACGCGAUGAGAACCAAUUCGUAGACUACAACAAAGAGGCAGGAAAGGUAUAUGAGCGGCAGUUGGGUCAAAUGGCAAAGGCUGGGUUCGAGGAGAGGUUAGCAUCCUACGAACAGGACAAGAGAGAAGCAAUCAACAGAGCAGUUGCAAGUGGUGGGUUGGAGCUUGUGGAGACGCAGGAUGGCGAGCUCAUAGCCGUGGACAAGGACGGCACAUUCUACUCUACCAACGACACCAGCACAUUCACGAACGGCAAGCCCUCCAAAGAUGCCGUUGAUCGUCUCGUCGCAGAUAUCAAGAAGGCGGAGGAGGUGCGCAUGAAGAAGCGACGAGAACGUGGCCGGCCAGACGAGGAUGGCUCGGAUGUGACGUACAUCAACGAGAAGAACAAGCAGUUCAACAUGAAGUUGGCGCGCUUCUACAAUAAGUAUACUGCGGAUAUUCGGGAGAGCUUCGAGAGAGGCACGGCGAUAUGAGUGAAUGAUAACGAGCCAAGAGUUGAUCACGGAUCCUCACUUUUCCAUCGGACAAGUUUGUCGAAUACCAUCCGUGACCGUCUUCACGCGUCUCAAGCAUAUCCGAGCCCUAAGUCUCUCAAACCAAGCAGACGGCAGAAGUGGUCAUGGUUCUAGACUAGGAUUGCUUCCCUGCUACAUGUGGAAGGAGCUUAUCCUGACCUCAAUAUGAGCCACACAACGCGAGUUUAUAGGCCAUGCAGCACGUGGCGGCGCCGGGGUACAGGACUAGCCAGGUUGUGAUCGAACUGGACUUUCGAUUUCGCCAUCUCAGUCUCGGAAUGUUUACGAAUAGUUCGCGCGCAGUCGCAUGAAAAUGGUCCAGCCCUAGAUGUGGUAAGACGGCAACCUUUGUCGAGUGGGCACCUAGGAGUGUUCUCCAUAUGCGUAGUCAGCUACU